CAAUGUUAUUGUCAUCAGAUUGUCAGAAUAUCCCAAAAAGUUUUGUUUUGAAUUCGAAACCUAACCUCCAAAAGUAAAAGAUUUCAAAUGCAAAAUAAUAGUAAAAAUCGUGAAAGCACCAUUUAUUUUAAAAUAGUUUAGAGUGAAAAAUUACAAUGUCUCAUAUGAUGGCAGGUAGACCUGGAGGAGAGUCGGAUUCGGAUCCAGAUGACUAUUAUGGCUUCCUCGAAAAGCCGCCCAGGAAUUACUUCCAGUAUCAACAACAGGAUGACAAAAAAAAGCUUGAGAUGGACUUGCAGGAUGCCAUCAUUAAUGGAAAUUUGGCAGAAGUGCGAGAAAUAGUUACUACCAGAUUAAACAACAAUGUUAACACUCGUCUGGACAGUGGCUGGACUGCUCUCAUGCAUGCCUGCUUUCAUGCACAGGAUGCUAUUGUUAAAUAUCUGUUGGACGAAGGUGCUGACCCCAAUUUUCGCGCAGACUCCAUGACACCAAUAAUGACUGUAUGCUCAAACAGUAAUGCCAGCAACGAAGCCAUAUAUAACAUAGUGACUAACUUAUUAGAAAAAAACUGCAAAUUAAAUUGUAUUGAUAAUUACGGACAAACUCCUCUCAUGAAAGCUGUUGGAUGUGGCAGAGUUGAUGUUGUACAGAAAUUUUUAAAUCUAGGAGUCAAUAUUGAAGUCAGAGAUCUACAGGGAUGGACAGCAUUGUUCUGGGCAGCUCAUCACAAUCAACCUCAGAUAUUGGAAAUCCUAAUAGCCCGUGGAGCGAGGAUGUCAGAAGUUGAUAAGUACAAUCGCACAGCUUUAGAUUUAGCGGAGUUACAUGAAUAUACUGAGAUAAUAGAGAUUCUGAAAAGGCAUCUUCAAAUUCCGGAGGACCAUGAAGACUCGUUUUAUAUGGAAAUUACGACGUGGCAUGAUUUUUACCCUGGAAUCAAGAAGGGACAAAGUCCAGACUACAGAAGUGAAAUCCCUCAUCUGUUAUAUGGUAUGCACCUUGAGAAUUUCACUGCAACCAUUAUGAAGACUGGCAUGGACCUGAGAACAUUCUUAUUGCUAGAAGAAAGUGAUAUGCUGAAAUUGGGCAUGGACUUACCAUAUGAACGGCAGAGGCUGAAGUGUGGACUUCGGAACUUUCAUAAGAGGAACUGGAAACUUAAAGCCGUAUCAGGUCUUGCUUUCCAAGAUAUUGAGAAUUUUAGUAUGCUUAGCUAUUUAACUUCUUUGGGUUCCCAUCUCCAUCAAAUAUACGUGCUAGAAGCAACCCUACAGUAUACUCUACGAGAAUACAACAAGAUUCAGGAUCAAAUCAAAUUUGAGCCGCCUGAGUCCCCGAUACGGGACAAAAUGGUCAACGCAGCCAAAAAAAUGCUUACAAAUAUCGAUAGUAUUAAAAGAGCUUCUGGAAGAGUCCGGAUUAUUUUGGAAAAGAUAGCUGAAAAUAACCCAGAGCCUGCGGAUCUAAUCAAAGAAAAGUCCACGCAAGACAUUGUACUGGGAUACUUUACUGAAGCCGUCGUCGUCGCCUCUCUGUGUAUAAUGGUCUACCAUGCAAGACACUGGUUCUCAUAUUUUGUAAGAAAAUAAACGUGUGUUAUUUAUUAUAACUGUUAUUGUAAGUUCAAAUUCUGGGGGCUGAUAUAUCUGUCGCGGGCAACAAGCUUAAUUAGC
This is a messenger RNA of Spodoptera exigua (beet armyworm), 1676 nucleotides long. The record is from the annotation of a GenBank genome assembly. NCBI's taxonomy places the organism in Eukaryota, Metazoa, Arthropoda, Insecta, Lepidoptera, Noctuidae.